Cololabis saira (Pacific saury) is the source of this 891-nucleotide messenger RNA. It is a transcript of the gene hcar2, whose product is annotated as hydroxycarboxylic acid receptor 2-. The record is from RefSeq and is a predicted model, not a curated record. Gene Ontology annotation, molecular function: G protein-coupled receptor activity. The transcript has a single exon. Lineage: Eukaryota; Metazoa; Chordata; Actinopteri; Beloniformes; Belonidae. The coding region runs from base 1 to 891 and encodes 296 amino acids. Gene Ontology annotation, cellular component: membrane. Gene Ontology annotation, biological process: phospholipase C-activating G protein-coupled receptor signaling pathway; positive regulation of Rho protein signal transduction.
AUGGGAGUUUUAUACUUCAACUCCACUGUGCUCUAUAUCUUUCACAAAGCGCAAAACUUCACUGGUGCCGAGAAGACAAUCUAUGAGGAAUGCAACCAUAUGCCGGCUGUUCUUAUUUGGUAUCUCAGUCUACAGUUCAUGAACAUGUUCCUGGGCAUCCCAGCCAACCUCAUGGUGCUGUGGCAGAUUAACAAAGACAGGAGCGACUCCUCCACCUCCGACAUCUUCAUCAUGCAUCUGGCAGUUCUAGAUUUGUUCUUCUGUCUCAUUCCUCCGUUAGAGCUGGUCAGCAUAGUUUUCCAUACAACCAGCAGCACCUGGUACGUCCUGCGCUUCUUCUAUGGCAUCAAGGACUUCUCGCCACUCUUUCUUUCUUGCAUCUGCCUGGACCGCUAUAUGGCAGUGAUCCACCCUGUCACCUUCACUGAGUUCAAGGACCGUCAUCACAGGAGAGUCCUAGCCUUUGUGGUCUGGGUGAUUAUUCUAGCGUACGCUGCUGCUAAAUGUGUUGGUAACAUUGACAACUUCGAGAUAGUCUUUACAGCAAUGAUCCUCAUGACAUUUGCCUUCAUGGGGUUUUGCAACAUAGUGAUUCUCUGGGCGCUGUGGCGGUCUGGGCCUGGCAGAGAUGACAUGCACCCUGUGAAGAAGAGAGCCUUUAAAAUGGUCCUAAUUAUUCUGGCCAUCAUUGUGUUCAACUACUUCCCACCAGUCGCACUGUUCCCAUUCCAAACCUACUUUUCUUUUGACGUGUUUCGCUGCUACAUUCACUAUAUUGCCUUCGGCUUGAUGGACUUCAGCAGCACCAUACAGCCAUUGCUCUACCUGUCCAAAAGAACCCUAACAUGGAAACCUAACUGUUGCCAGACUAGCGAGACACCUAGUCAGUAG